UGGAAAAUAGGAGAUUAUGACAAUGAAGGAAUUAUAGUGGCAGGUGGGAAUGGACGAGGAAAUCAACUCUAUCAACUUAAUUAUCCUGCUUUUAUCUUUGUUGAUGAAGAACAAUCUGUUUAUGUAUCAGAUCAUAACAAUCAUCGCGUUAUGAAAUGGAGAAAAGAUGCAAAAGAAGGAACAAUUGUAGCUGGAGGAAAUGGUCAUGGAAAAAAUCUGAAUCAACUGUAUCUUCCUCAAGGAGUAAUUGUUGAUGAUUUAGGUCAAAUAUAUAUAGCAGAUUGUAACAAUAAUCGAAUAAUGCGUUGGUGUGAAGGAAAAGAAGAAGGUGAAAUUGUUGUUGGUGGAAAUGGAGGAAAACAUAAACCAAAUCAAUUGAAUGGUCCCAUGGGUUUAUCUUUUGAUGAUGAAGGCAAUCUUUAUGUUGCUGAUCAUUCGAAUCAUCGAAUUCAAAACUUUGAAAUAAUUUUGUGA
Messenger RNA from Adineta steineri, 474 nucleotides. Lineage: Eukaryota; Metazoa; Rotifera; Eurotatoria; Adinetida; Adinetidae. The record is from the annotation of a GenBank genome assembly.